UGUGUGAACAGUUCUGCAGAGUCUUCAGGAAUGUUGACUGUUUGCCAGACCAGAAAAAUGUACUUUUGACUGUAAGACUGUUAAAUUCCUGGAUCAUCUAUCUUCCCUGAAGGACUUCAAAUGGAUCUUUACAAGCUAACUACAGUGAUAGACUAAGAAUGACCUACCAAGGAAAUGUUAAUGAAAACUAGUGCUGAGACUGCUGAAGUUUUAGUUGAAAACAACAGAAUUCUGAUUCACCAUCUGCUCUGGUAAUGGAACAGAUACCUUUUAUGACCACCAUCUAGAGAUGGGCAUAGGGCUGAAUCGUAACCACAGGUGCUGCGACAAAGAACACUUUAAAGAUGCAUAAAAGUCUGUUUAAGGUGAAGGGAAAGAACUGGAGAAAAUAAUGAGAACAGAAAAGAACAAAUGAAAAGGCCAGCACAGUACUCGAUACCUAAUACACAUAGUAAGAGUUUCCUGAGAUGGGAGUACCGUUGCAAUCAAUGAGACUGGGAGAUCCAUCAAAGCCACCUGAGGUCCCACCAACAACUGGGAUCCUGGAGCCGUUGGCAGUAGCAGCUGUGUCUGGUUUAAUGGGGAAUAUGUGCACUUUUCAUCCAAUUGAGAAUCAGCUCUUGGAAAAUAAUCCUUUGAACCUCAUGGAUUAGCUGGAAUUUGGACUGUGAAGCCCUUGCUACGAAGAGCUUUCAAGCUUUGAUCACCUGAACUGACUCUAGCAAUGGCCAGCAAACGGAAAUCCACCACCCCUUGCAUGAUACCAGUAAAAACUGUGGUGUUACAGGAAACAGAAGCAGACCCUGUUGAAGGUUUUAAUGAAGGAACUCAGCAAGAGUUACCUCCUGAAACGCCUAGUGUUAAUGAUGCUGUUAACAACAACAACAAUAAUAAUGGAACACUAUCUAAUGGGCAUCGAAGUACUUUUGAUGGUGAUUCUUACGUAUGUAAAUAUUGUGAUUUUGGGUCUCAAGACAUGAAUCAAUUUAUGGGGCACAUGAACUCAGAACACACAGACUUCAAUAAAGACCCCACUUUUGUAUGUAUUGAAUGCAGUUUUAUGGCAAAAACCUCUGAAGGGCUUUCACUCCACAAUGCCAAAUGUCAUACUGGUGAGAUGAGCUUCAUUUGGAACGUGGCCAAACAGGACAAUCGUAUAAUUGUAGAGCAGAUCAUCUCUGAUAGCACCAGCAGUCACGACCUUUCAGGGGAAUCCUAUGAAGAAGGGAUAGAUGGACAAGCUGAAAUUAUCAUAACUAAAACUCCAAUUAUGAAGAUAAUGAAAGGGAAAGCUGAAGCCAAAAAAAUUCACACACUGAAGGAGAACUUGCCGAAUCCAACCAUUGGGGAGAAUUUACUAAGUCAGCCAACAGGGGAGAACUUAGUCAGUCAGUCAGUCAGUGAAACUGAGGUAAAAGAGAGUGACCAUUCUUUCACCAAUGGCUCUGUUCCAGUCAGCCAGGCAACCACCAACCCUGUGAAAACUUCACACGUUGCCAAUGGCCCACUAAUCGGAACUGUGCCUGUUUUACCUGCUGGUAUAGCUCAGUUUCUGUCUAUUCAACAGCAACCCCAAGUGCAUGCACAACACCAUCACCACCAGCCAUUGCCCACAUCCAAGUCACUUCCUAAAGUGAUGAUUCCCUUGAGCAGCAUUCCAACAUACAAUGCAGCCAUGGACUCAAAUAGCUUCCUGAAAAACUCUUUCCAUAAGUUCCCCUACCCAACCAAAGCUGAGCUUUGCUACUUGACUGUUGUGACCAAGUACCCUGAAGAACAACUAAAAAUUUGGUUUACUGCCCAAAGAUUGAAGCAAGGUAUCAGUUGGUCCCCCGAGGAGAUAGAAGAUGCACGGAAAAAGAUGUUUAACACAGUCAUCCAGUCAGUACCUCAGCCUACAAUCACAGUUUUAAAUACCCCUUUGGUUGCCAAUGCUGGCAAUGUCCAACAUCUCAUUCAGGCUGCCUUACCCGGGCAUGUUGUUACAGGUCAACCAGAAGGUACAGGUGGAUUGCUGGUCACUCAGCCAAUAAUGGCCAAUGGGCUACAGGGGACAAGUUCCUCUCUCACCUUAGCAGUUACCUCUGUUCCCAAGCAGCCAGCUGUUGCACCACAUAACACUGUUUGCUCAAAUACUGCAUCCGCUGUAAAGGUGGUAAAUGCUGCUCAGUCUCUGCUCACUGCAUGCCCAACUAUAACUUCCCAAGCUUUCCUAGAUUCUAGCAUCUACAAAAACAAAAAAUCUCAUGAACAGCUAUCAGCUCUGAAAGGUAGCUUUUGUAGGAAUCAGUUCCCUGGACAAGGUGAAGUAGAGCACUUGACCAAAAUUACAGGCCUCACCACAAGGGAGGUUCGAAAAUGGUUCAGUGAUCGAAGAUACCAUUGCAGAAAUUUGAAAGGUACUCGAAGCAUGUUACCUGGAGAUAAUAGCUCUCUGAUUAUGGACUCAGCACCUGAUGUUACCUUCACUCUGUCACCCAAAGCACCUGACCUAGCCUGCGUGACGACAGCAACAACACCAGGGGUUCAUCACUCAGCCAAACGGCAGUCCUGGCAUCAGACACCAGAUUUCACCCCAACAAAAUAUAAGGAGAGAGCGCCAGAACAGAUCAGGGCCUUGGAGAGUAGUUUCGCCCAAAAUCCUCUGCCCCUUGAAGAAGAAGUAGACCGACUGAGAAGUGAAACCAAAAUGACCAGAAGAGAAAUCGAUAGCUGGUUUUCAGAGCGACGGAAAAAAAAGUCUGCUGAAGAGAACAAAAAAUCUGAAGAGGCAGCUUCUCAAGAGGAGGAAGAAGUUGAAGAAGACUGUGGUGAAGAGGAUCCUGCUGAGGAGUGGAGGGUUUCCAGCGAGAAUGGCUCCUCUGAGGCUCCGGGUGGUGACCGGCCUCGAGUGGAGCGCAAAGUCAGCCCCAUCAAAAUCAAUCUCAAGAAUCUGCGUGUGACAGAGGCAAAUGGCCGAAAUGAAUCGCUAGGACUAAGUGCCAAUGACCAUGAGGAUGAGCAGGGUUUGAGCAAAUCCCUGGAACAACCCAAGAACAAAGUCAAUUAUAAAAAGACUGCUCAGCAAAGGCACUUGCUCAGGCAGCUUUUUGUCCAAACCCAGUGGCCGACCAAUCAGGAAUAUGAUGGUCUCGUCUCUCAGUCCGGCCUGCCCAGGGCCGAAGUUGUGCGCUGGUUUGGAGACAGCAGAUAUGCACUUAAAAAUGGACAGUUGAAGUGGUAUGAGGACUAUAAACAUGGUAAUUUCCCCCCUGGCCUAUUGGUCAUCAGUCCAAGCAAUAGAGAGCUUCUCCAGGACUAUUACAAAACACACAAAACGCUGUAUGAAGAUGAUCUUCAGAGCCUAUGCGACAAAACUCAGAUGAGCUCACAACAGGUUAAACUGUGGUUUGCUGAAAAAAUGGGUGAGGAAACCCGAGCUGUAUCUGACACUUGCAGUGAGGACCAGUAUUCCAGCACUGGAGAACAAGCAGGAAAUCCCAAAGGGACUGGUGACACCUAUUCCGAGGUGUCUGAGAACAGUGAGUCUUGGGAGCCCAGUGGCCAGGAGAUCAGUUCAGAACCUUUUGACACACUGAGCCCUCAGGCUGGAAUCCAGCUAGAAGCAGAUUGAAUCUAAACUGACUCCUGCGAAGGAUCUGCCAAAUGUGGGAAGAUGUCAAAUGGAAUGGGCCGGAUCUGAACCUCUGCUGCAGGGGCCAGUUAGAGUGCCUGCUGCUGUGAGACUUUUAGCCAAGCACACUGGGGAGGGGCUGUUGGGGAACUCACUGGUCAGCCCAGAGCUCUUCACAGCCAAUUUUAGGAUGACAUGCUGAGCUGGGGAGAGCAAGGUUCAUGCCAGAUUCUUCCUCCCGCAAUAUAGGACCUUUUCUUUGCCUUCCAGUGGAUAAAAUACUUCAGAUUUCUUAUUCAUGUACAACAGAACCAACUUUUUAACAUAUACAUCUGCCUAUACACAUUUAAUAAAACAUCAGAUUAUAAACAUGUUCAUUACAUAGAAA
This is a messenger RNA of Gracilinanus agilis (Agile Gracile Mouse Opossum), 4001 nucleotides long. RefSeq names its product zinc fingers and homeoboxes 3 (gene ZHX3). Bases 725 to 3613 code for a protein of 962 amino acids. Gene Ontology annotation, biological process: regulation of transcription by RNA polymerase II. The record is from RefSeq and is a predicted model, not a curated record. The transcript is spliced from 7 exons. Gene Ontology annotation, molecular function: DNA-binding transcription factor activity, RNA polymerase II-specific; DNA binding. Gene Ontology annotation, cellular component: nucleus. Lineage: Eukaryota; Metazoa; Chordata; Mammalia; Didelphimorphia; Didelphidae.